This is a messenger RNA of Erinaceus europaeus (western European hedgehog), 2289 nucleotides long. It is a transcript of the gene TBC1D14, whose product is annotated as TBC1 domain family member 14. The transcript has 14 exons. The coding region runs from base 40 to 2148 and encodes 702 amino acids. The record is from RefSeq and is a predicted model, not a curated record. NCBI's taxonomy places the organism in Eukaryota, Metazoa, Chordata, Mammalia, Eulipotyphla, Erinaceidae.
CUGCAGCCCCGCCCCGCGCACCUGCAGCCGGCCCCAUCGAUGCGCUCGGCGCUCGCCUGGCCGCGCCCGGCCGCCCGCGCGCGCCCCGCCCCCCGCCGCUUCCCACUUCCAAGAUGGCCGCGGGUGGAGCCGACCGGACGCCCCCUGGACACGAUGACUGAUGGCAGGCUGGGUUCCGCCCCGAAUGGUGCGCCGCUGCCGGGCGGCCCGCACCCCAAGGCCCCGCGGCUGAAGCAGGGGCGCCCCGAGGACCGGCGCAGCCUGCAGUCGGUGGACUCGGGCAUCCCCACGCUUGAGGUGGGGAACCCAGAACCCGUGACCUGCGGUGCCACCCGUGGCCCCCGCCGCCCGCCGGAGCUAGGCCCCGAGCGCGCCUGCCACAGCGCCUGCCCUCUGCCGUCCUGCGGGGCGCCGGGCCCGGGGGGCCGAGAGCAGGCCCCGCGCAAGGCCUCCACCUUCCCGCGCUCCGGCCACGAUGGCCCGCGCCCCCGCAGCCCCCCGGCGCCCCGAGGCCCCCGCGACCACGGCAGCGUGUCCAGCCUGGGCACCGAGCUGUCUGCCACGCUGUCCCUCAGCCGCGAGGACCUGGUCACCAGCAGCUCCAGCGCCAUCGUCACCCUGGAGAAUGACGACGAGGACGAGGACGGCGGGGGCCUGAGCGCCCAGGAGCCCCCCGGGCCGGCCGUGCCCCCCGCAGGCGGCGAGGACACCAGGAAGUCCAGGGGCCUGGGCCCGUUCAGCCACUUCUUCUCCAGGAACCUGCUUCCCAGGAAGCUCAGCGCGAGGCUGGAGAGGCAGAGCCACCCGGGCGCCAAGCACUUGGGGAAAACUCCUCUGCAGGAGGAAGACACCAAGAAGACGCAAAAGGAAUGUGAGGCCCAGACUGGAGCCCCCAGCCAGCCGCCCUCCCGGAAGCAGAGUGUGAGGCGGAGCCUGGCCUUCGAGCCCCUGUCCACCACCGCACUCAUCUUAGAGCACAGGCCGGCGAACCUCCCGGCCAAGCCCGCCGAGGAAGCCCGGAAGCACCGGCAGCAGUACGAGCUGAUGGUGGUCGAGGCCAAGAAGCGAGAGCUGAAGGAAGCCCAGCGCCGGCAGAGGCAGCGAGAGGAGCGGUGCCGGGUGGAAGACGGGAUCGGGAGCGCCCUGCUGGCCUGGAACAACGAGAUUCUGCCCAACUGGGACGCCAUGUGGAGCUCCCGCAGAGCCCGGGAGCUGUGGUGGCAGGGCGUCCCACCCAGCGUGCGCGGCAAGGUGUGGAGCCUGGCCAUCGGGAACGAGCUGAACAUCACACACGAACUCUUCCACAUCUGUCUGGCCCGGGCCAAGGAGAGGUGGCGAAGCUUCAGCUCAGGAGGCCCCGAGGCUGAGGGAGAAGGCCGAGCUCCCCGGGACCUGUCGGCUGUCCGUCUCUCCUCGGAGGCCGGGCUCCCAGCCGCGGACAGAGAGGCCAGCCUGGAGCUUAUCAAGCUGGACAUCUCCAGGACCUUCCCCAGCCUCUGCAUCUUCCAGCAGGGUGGCCCCUACCACGACACGUUGCACAGCAUCCUGGGAGCGUACACCUGCUACCGGCCUGACGUGGGCUACGUGCAGGGCAUGUCAUUCAUCGCGGCGGUGCUGACCCUGAACCUGGACACGGCGGACGCCUUCAUCGCCUUCUCCAACCUCCUCAACAAGCCCUGCCAGAUGGCCUUCUUCCGCGUGGACCACAGCCUUAUGCUGACCUACUUCGCUGCGUUUGAGGUAUUCUUUGAGGAGAACCUGCCCAGGCUGUUUGCCCACUUUAAGAAGAACAACCUGACCCCAGACAUCUACCUGAUCGACUGGAUCUUCACGCUGUACAGCAAGUCGCUGCCGCUGGACCUGGCCUGCCGCGUGUGGGACGUGUUCUGCCGGGACGGCGAGGAGUUCCUGUUCCGCACGGCGCUGGGCAUCCUGCGCCUCUUCCAGGACGUGCUGCCCGCCAUGGACUUCAUCCACAUGGCGCAGUUCCUCACGCGCCUGCCCGACGACCUGCCGGCGCACGAGCUCUUCAGCGCCAUCGCCGCCGUGCAGAUGCAGAGCCGCAGCAAGAAGUGGGCGCAGGUGCUGGCCGCGCUGCAGAAGGACAGCCGGGAGGGCGAGAAGGGCAGCCCGGCCCCGAGGCCCUGAGCCGGGCGGGCGGCGACGGCGACGGCCCCGCCGGGACCCUGAGCAGGCGGCGCGGGCGGACGGGCCCCGAGGGAGGCACCCGGGCUCGGCGUGUCCCCCGUGAAUUAAAGUCUUUGCCUCCUUGCAGCCCGCCCGGGACGC